CGGUCAGGCGGCUGGCUAUUCAGUGUUGGCAAGAAGUCAGAGACGGGAGGACUGUGCUGAAAUUGCUGCGGUGAUGUGAGAUUUUAUCUGAUUUUGGGAAGUGAUUUUUUUUCGAAUUGAAACCGAUUUUGAUCAUUGUUGUAUGCAUAUUCUGGUAUCAGUUACAUUACCUUUUUUCGACUAGCAGACGACCGUUAAAAUGGUGCUCAAGUAUUUAGCAGUCGGGCAGCUUCUGAAGCGGCAGAAAGCCCGCGUUGAAAAUGUGAUGUUCCACCUUCAUUACCGCUACACAUUCAUAGUGUUCAUGGUGAGUAGUGCCCUAAUAUCUGCUAAAGAGUAUUUCGGCUCUGCUAUGGAAUGUUACUCUCCCAGAAACUCAAUACCACAAAAUGUCUUGAACACCUAUUGUUUCUUCACAUCCACGUACUCGGUUACGAAACAUAACCAAACGGGGGUUAGUGUUGUGUACCCAGGCGUUGGACCGCACGACAAUGAAGAUGAAAUCGUCUACAACUCUUACUAUCAAUGGGUGCCAAUAGUCUUGUUUCUACAAGCUUUGUCGUUCUACUUGCCACGAUUUUUGUGGAAGAACUUUGAAGGAGGAUUGUUUACUUCGAUACUACAAGGCUUGGAUCAAAAAAGCCUAAACGAUGGAUCGAAUACUCAAAAGUAUCAAACUCUCAUGAAGUACAUGAUGAAUCACGUCAAUAUGCAUAAAAACUGGACAAUCAGAUUUUUCGUGUGCGAGCUGCUGUGUCUGGUUGUGGUGAUCAGCAACAUCUACAUCACGGAUUGGUUCCUGGGCGGCACCUUCAUCGCGUACGGCUCCGAGGUCUUCAGCCUUCAAAACACAGACUCCGACCUCCGCCAGGACGCCAUGGAUAAAAUAUUCCCCAGAGUCGCCAAGUGCACAUUCAGGAAAUUUGGUGCAUCUGGGAACAUCGAGUCGCACGACAGCAUGUGUGUGAUGGCAGUCAACAUCUUGAACGUGAAGAUAUACAUCUUCCUGUGGUACUGGAUGGUGCUGCUCGCUUUCGUCACCAUCCUCUGGCUCCUCUACAGGAUCUGUAUCAUCCUUUUCGCACCGCUGCGCACUUACUUGCUCAAUUUCCGUGGCCGGCUGGCGGGGCGGCGGGUGGUUGGGAUCGUGGGCUCGAACUCCUCCCUGGGCGACUGGUUUCUCUUGUACCACCUCGGACGCUGCAUGCACCCCAUGGAGUUCGCCUCCUUCCUUAAAGCCUAUGCCGCGGAGAUCACCGCAGCCUGCGCUCCACCACUGGAAUCAUUCAGCAAGCCAAUGAAGGCGCAAUAGUUUCCGCACGACGCCAACACUGAGACUCGUCUGUGCCUUUGAUUUUAGAGUUAAUUUUGUUGGCGCCAUGAAAAAAAUUCUCACUGUCACCUACAAUUUUUGUGCCAUCCUUAAGAGUAAUGCGAUAUCAUUGUGCCCUGAAAGUUCUAGCCGUAGCAGCCUGCUAACGAAGUUGUCUGUAUAAGUCCUGAAUGGUGCCAAGAAACGCGAAAUGAUUAUAUUUUCUUCAUAUUAGCCCGUUUUCCAUCGAUCCACUUACAUUUCGAUCCAGCGCGUUUGUAAAGGUCAGGUAACAAACAAUUAUAUAAUCAGUCGACAAAGGGUUAAGAGGCCACCUUCGCACAACGUCACACUUCAGUCAUAUUCUUUUCCGUGGGUAAGAACGAUAGACGGAAUAGCAGCCUAUAAAGUCUAGUUCAUUGCGCCGUAUGUCCACAGCCUGGUGGACAUACGCAAGCCUAGUUGCCCCAAAAUUUAGACAGGAUUUCAGUGUUGCAUGUAAUUGAUAUUUCAAUGAGUUUUAUCAUAUUCUUAAUUUUCAGCCUUAGUGGCUAAGAAAUGAGCGUUUGAUUAUGCGUCUUGAAGUCCUAAUGAACCGCAAAGUCUUCUUUCUGGCCUUUAAAUGUGUGGGGGUUCUUGUGCUUCUGGGAUAUCCAAAAAUUCGAUCUUUACUGAAAAAUCCCUCAAUUCAUUCAGUUCACAGUUCAGUUCAGUUCACAAACAUUUUCAUGUUAUAUUCUAAAAUAUUCUAGUGAGGAAAAAAUCUCCGCUACAAAAGUUGCGUCUGAAAAAUGACGAUUCGAAGAAUGCCAUGUGAUGAACUUUCAAGUUACCUAAAAAUAAGUUCCUAUAAUUGGUGUAUCUUGCAAUACUAUGUUGCGACGGCUUGCUUGGGGUGAAAAGGCUUGUAUUUAUUAUUCAUAGAUGAUAAACAGUUCGGUGAUGAGUUUCCUCCCUGAUAUUAUUAAUACUAUUUAUAAUGUUUGCCUUAGAUAAGGAAGCGUUUCCAUUAGUUAAGUAUUGUACUCGACUGCUUGUUGUUUUAAGUAUUUUCCAUUCCUGUGUAACCAUGACAUAAUUAAACGAUCAUUUAAAUAGAAAUUAAGAGUAAAUUGUUGUCUUUUGAUGAUGCCUAUUCCUUAAAGUUGAACUAUCUAAUGAGGCGCAGUGGUAUAUUUGUUGAGACUUCUGCAGGAUUGAAUACUCUAUAUUUCUUACGAUACUUCUGAUCUUCUAGUUGUCAGGCGGUAUUGUUUUAUUUUUACCAGUAUUUUAGUAUUCAAAGUUUGGAAACUUGGAAUUAAUAGCGUACUCAUGCAUGUCGUGCAAGCUCUCACCUAGUUAGUAUCUGCCAAUAGUAAGGCCCUUCUGCUGCUUACCACUUAGUUGGACUUUAUAUGGCGUGUUGAAGUUGUAGCUCAUUCUGUGGAGUACAUUUCUUCUUUAUUUCAGUACAAUCUUUGAUCAGAAUGAAGGAUAUUAAAGAUGCUGGCUCUAACUCCAAAUGUCGUAGAUAGAAUACUCAGAUAGUCAUUGAAUAAAAGAGUAUUCCCGUAAAUAAUUUACGAUACAAAGCAGCCGUCUUGUCACUACUAAAACCACUGCAGAGUGACAUAACACUGCGGUUAAAAAAGUUAUACUUGCAACAGCAGCUGCCGAGCCGGCAUUGGAUUGCGGACUGAGGACAAACCUGGAGAGAAUAGCUUUCUGAAAAGUAUGCAAUUUUUGACAUGAAUAGUUUACCUUCUGCGAUCCCGGAGAGUGUAUGGAGGAAAUACAUAUUAAUUUAUAAGACUGAAAAUGACAGGAACUAAAUUAUUAUCAUUUCCCUGUCGUUGUAAACAGAGAGCAUACCAGUGCUUGCUCGUUUGUGAGUGCCGCGCUGAAGAAAAGGACCAAUAGCUCGUAUAAGUUGACUCCACUCCAUUACAACUAAUAAUUAUCGGUGCGUUCUAAAUCGUCUUUUCAAAUAGCGUAUUUUAUAUGUAUUUGGAAAUUGUGGAGCAUUGAUUUACUGGCAUAAACUUUCUUUUUGGCUACGCAAGAAAGACAAUAUUCGUGUCAGUUUAUAUAAAGGAGCACGGCCCUUUCCCGGUCUUCAAUUUUUGGAACUCGAAGAGAUGACUGCGUAAUCCAUCUAUGUUAUUUAGCAUCGAUUGUAAAGUAUACAGAAAUUGAUGGAUGGCUUUACCAUCAAAUCCGUAAAUUUGUUUGUUAGGAAAGACUGCAACUCACAGCUCUCAACCAGAGCAACAAUGUUUCGGGUUUAUUGUGAAAAAGAUAGACGAUUUUAGGUAACACUUCAAAGGUGUUACUGAAUAUUCAUCUAUUAUAUUUUUAUAUCUUCAGGUAAAAUCAUGCAUCUUGUUUACAGUUCUUUGAUUAGUAGAUGUACUCUCUUGC
Messenger RNA from Hyalella azteca, 3715 nucleotides. RefSeq names its product innexin inx2. Gene Ontology annotation, molecular function: gap junction channel activity. NCBI's taxonomy places the organism in Eukaryota, Metazoa, Arthropoda, Malacostraca, Amphipoda, Hyalellidae. Bases 200 to 1312 code for a protein of 370 amino acids. The record is from RefSeq and is a predicted model, not a curated record. Gene Ontology annotation, cellular component: plasma membrane; gap junction. The transcript is spliced from 4 exons.